Molecule: messenger RNA, 1466 nt
Organism: Durio zibethinus
Lineage: Eukaryota; Viridiplantae; Streptophyta; Magnoliopsida; Malvales; Malvaceae
Product: 60S ribosomal export protein NMD3-like
Biological process (GO): ribosomal large subunit export from nucleus
Cellular component (GO): nucleus; cytoplasm
Molecular function (GO): ribosomal large subunit binding
Source: RefSeq, a predicted model, not a curated record
AAGAAGAAAUGGAAGAGUUUAUCCAAAUGUAUCUCGUUUACAACAAGAUGAAAAUUUUUAACUCUUUGAUUUGAUAUUUUUUAUAGUAAUUCAUAAGUUUUUAUUUGUUUAUUUUUCCUUGUAUUAAAAGAAUAUGUAAAAAUGAAAAAAAAUUCCAUAAUUCAAUUCCUAUUAGCAAACACAUGGGCUUUUGGCUUAGAGACAAAUAUGUGUGAGUCUAAGAAGAUUUGGGCCUUUGGGCAAUUAUUUUUCCAAAAAAAAUUUGAUAGCUACUUGCAGCCCCAUAGAACUUGGAAGAGAGCUCCCUUGUAAUCAAAGGAGCUCUUGAGGUUGUGUGAAACGACAGCAGAAUGAUUUGAACAAAUUUAGGCUAGUAAAUGCUAAAUUUAUUUUGACUGAACCUCAUUCUAAGAGAAUCAAGGUCAAGAUGAAAGUUCAGAAAGAGAUAUUUAAUGGAGCGAUUCCGGAGCAAUCUUAUGUUGCUGAGUAUGUUCAGCAAGAUCACGUGUGAAUCUUGUACGCCUGAGCAGUGGGUGGCCUCUGUGCAGCUCAGGUAGCGUGUUUCACACAGGAGUCAUGCUGUGAAUUUUGUGGAAUUUUUGGGUAAAGAGUAGACAUGACAAACAGCUUGUUUCUCAUGAUCCUAAGAAAAAUAGCUACAAUUGAAAUAGUACACAUUCUCAGUUGAAAUAUUCCCCAUUUGCCGUGAAGAUUUGAUUUGUUUGCCUCUAAGAGUUGCCGCUAGUUUGGGGAAUUUUGGUCCAGUUAUGAUCUUUACAAAAGUGACCAACAACAUUACAUUGCUGGAUCCAUAUACUCUGAGGCAGUGUUUCUUGGACACGGACCAGUAUUGGAAGCAUUCCUUUAAAUCUCUACUUGGUAGCAGGCAGCUGGUAGAAUAUGAUGGCUUUAAUGUUGAAAUUGUUUCUCCUGAAUUUAUUGUUGGGUGCUCCACAUGUGUUUUGACAGAUGUUGAGGUGGCUUAUAUAACUGAUUAUGGAAAGUUGUUUUACACCAGAACACAUCAAGGCCAUAUUUUAAAGCCUGGAGAUCGAGCUCUUGGAUAUGACCUUUAUGGGGCCGACAGUAAUGAUAUUGAACUAGACAAGUAUGGAGGACUCGUUAUUCAUGGGGCAAUUUUGAUAAAGAAGAGCUAUGAAGAGAAAUGCCAGAAGAAGCGUGGGAAGACUCGUUCAUGGAAGCUUAAGUCACUUGAUAUGGAACUUGAUGAAUAUAAAGGUAGAGCUCAUUAUGAGAAGAUGGAAUCAGGGUCUGAAGAGUUCUUGAGAGAUCUGGAGGAGAACCCUGAAUUAAGGUUCAACUUAUCACUGUACGGCAACAGAGAUUACCAGCCAUCUGAAAUGGUAGCCGUGUAUGAUGAGGAUGAUGUGCCUUCUGUUCCAUUGGAAUAAUUGCAUGCUGAUUGUUAUGUCCACACUAAUUUAUGAGGAAUUAUUUGCUCCAAC